GGGCUAUUUCUUCGUUGACGGGCGUUGCAGCGUGUCCAUGCGGAAGUUUCGCGUGCUUUUGGUUUCCCCUCAACAUUUAAUUGAAUAAACUAACUGCACUCAGAAACGCUUAAUAAUGAAUAUAGGCCCAAUUAGUGGCUUGCAAAUAGUAGAUAAUGAGUGGCCAGCACUAGGUGAGCUGAAGUCGGAAUCGGUUGGUUCUAAACGGUUUGUAACCAGACCCAAAACCAAACAAAAAUGGGAGGAUUUGCCCAUUCAACUGACUUUCUCAAGAGUCCACCACAGCGAUGUAGCUUCAAGAGACCCUCUUCCCGUGGACAACGACAAUAUUGAUAGAGAUGAUUUGAAAACAGUGAAUAAAAUUCCUAGAAGUUGUAAACUGUCAUCGCGGGAUGCUCCUAGUACCACGGUUAAGACACAGAAAGCACAAUUCAACUCUCGUUGGUGUUUAUACGUGAAUCCGAAUUUUGGAGGUGUGGAGAUUUGCAGUUUCGCACCUAGAACAGGUUUUAACCCUCGUAUAAUCUCACACUACCGCCAUCACAACCUUCUAAAUCAGCCCUGUAUUGAUGAGAACAAUGAAUGUACCUCAUGUGUAUCUGAAAGACUGUCGAGAAUUAGGAACCAAAUUGAGUAUUAUUUCGGUGACAGGAAUUUUACUCGUGAUCGUUACCUCCAGGAGAAAAUGACGGACGAUGGUUUCGUACCUCUGAAAGUCAUCGAAGAGUUCCCACGGAUGAAACAGUUAGACGCUUCUGCAAACCUAAUUAUCCAAGCGUGUUGUAACAGCAACGUCGUAGAAAUUGACGCUGCAAGAGGGCUUAUCAGACGUCGAGCACCUCCAUUGGAAAUAACCAAGGCAUUUCAAGAAUGCGUGAUGCCUCUGUCACAGUCUCAAGAUGUGGACGGUGUUGCUGUCAGCGUUUCCAGUUCUUCCACAGCUAAUUGUGAUUCACAGAAACUGGAUAUUGAUGAAUUGGGAGAUUCAAGUAGUCAGAAACAUGAUAUGGUUGCAGACGGUAAAAACGACAUUGACUGGCUCAGAGUCGAACGUCGCCAACGUAAUCGCAACAAAACUCUGGCUUCACAUCAAACUAAUGCUUCUGUUACAAGACACCGUCAGAGGAAUGAAUCUUCGUGUUCUGAGUUUAGUGAUGUUGAUGAAGAUGAACUCCUCAAUUAUCUCAUUGUUAUUGUCCCUGAAAGAGCUGGCGGCCGCGCUCACGACCAAAACACAGUUGCUUCAAAAGUUCAUUCUGCAAAAUCUCGUUCGUCUGAAUCUUGGAGUGAAAAAACAGAUGGUGAGUGCAGUCACGUGACUGCUGCAUCAAAUUCUAGUUCAACUACCGAUAAAAAUCAAUCUUCGCAUGGGGGACAUUCAUGUAGUGAACACAGUGCAAUUUCUUCCCGCCUACUAGCCCGACAUCCAGGUGGUGACCGCCAUCCAAAUCCAGAUUACCAGUCUCGUGCCAAGAUAAAUGCAGACAUGUUGCAAAGAAUUCGUCUUGGGCUUGAAGACUAUGAACAAAAUGUUAAACGAGAACGUUAUAACUCUAUUUGCGAACUGGGUUUUGAAGAUGAUGUGGGGGAGAAUAUUCCUUUAGAGUCAUCAAGUGAAUCAUCCAAUCACUCUGUUAAUCGCUUGGAAAAGAUCAACGUUGUUUCUCCAGAAGAUUUCGUCAGUCUUAAGGAAGCCGCUGAAUCCGGUUCAGUUGAACGACUCACUUAUGUUUCGCUCGAAAAUGUUAGCAAUUUAGAAAAAGCUCAUUCAGUUUCAACGCAAUCAGAAAACUUUCAGACGCAACCUACGGUUGAUUCUUAUCCAUCAUUCCCCUUCUUCUAUCCAAAUGCAUUACCUCCUGAACCAUCAUCACUGGUCACUAGCUCUAUAUGGAUCCCUACUCCUCCCUAUCCAUUCUUCCCACUUAAUAGCAGUUCCUCGGAAAUCUGGCCGUACACAGUUGACAUGACAUCACUUACACCCAGUCAAGCUGAGCAACAGUUGGAAGCGGAAAAUGCAGUUGCAGCCCUUGUCGCUGAAGUUUCCAGAGCAGCUGUUGCAACAGCUACUCAAAAUCAAAAAUCCUCAGUAACUGAUAAACCUAAGAGCAAACAUGCAGCGAAGCGGCGUAUGACUGGUUUCUAUCCUGCGAAAUCUGCUGGUGCUUGUGAAAGAGAUGAAUUAGACGUUGGUUUCGCUUUUGAUCUUUCAGCGCGACCGUCAACAAGAACUGUAGGAAAACAAGUAUAUAGUGCUGUUAUAAAUACCUCAGGUGAUGAUAGUCGUAAUCGAGGUCCAAAAACGUUCGUAUCGAUGGCAAGUGACAUUAAUACAUCUGGAACCACAGUUAUCAUCAGUACUACUCCAGCAACUGACAAUGAUGAUGAACUGGGAUUUACUGCACAAGACCCCAUGAAAACUGCUCAACCGCAAUCUUCUACUCAGAAACAGAAUCAUUCAUCGACAUUUGGGAACCAUAUGAGUCAAUCUUAUCUUAAAGCCAGUGGUCUGACUUCACGAGAGUAUUUGCGCUAUCGUUCUUCUUGCUUGGCAGAUCGUGAAAAAUCAGGUGCUGGACAAUCUCAGGAGAUGAAUACCUUGUAUCGAUUCUGGUCGUUCUUUUUACGGGACAACUUCUUUCAUAGAAUGUAUAAAGAAUUCAAGCAUUUGGCUCUCGAAGAUGAAGCGGCAGGUUACCGUUACGGACUUGAAUGCUUGUUUCGAUUUUAUUCUUAUGGUUUGGAGCGUCGUUUUAAAUGGUCCUUGUAUAAAGACUUCCAGGAACAAGCACUGCGAGACUAUAAAAACGGGCAUCUUUAUGGAUUGGAGAAGUUCUGGGCAUUUCUGCAUUACAGUGGACGUAAGGUAGACAUGAAUCCUGAGCUGAAGGAAUUACUACAGAAGUAUAAGACAAUUGAGGACUUCCGAGUUAAUUUCGAAGCUCCUGAUGGAUUUUAUGGUUACCGUAAAAGACUGCCUUCUACAUCAGCUUCCGUACCUGCGAAUGUUUCUAAUAAUCCCACUUCUCAACCUAACGUUUCCUCAGUUUGAAUCGUAUGAAAUGUCGUAUUUUAUGUGUAAUCAGUCAGGCGUUGGUGAUCAAUUGCUUGUCGUCUAACAAUGAUCCGUUGCUCACUUUGUACUUAACUCAUUAGCCCAACCCCCCACCCCCAAAAGGUUUAAUAAAGAUAACACGCUUCUGUUGUCAACAACUGAUUGGGAUACUAUAAUUCACUGAUGACACAUUUUCGAGGUUUAUUAUUACUUAUCUUUUCGUUAUUAUUUACUUAACCGUCAUUUUCCUCCAUCUACAAAAAAUAUUUAAAGCAUUUCACCAAACAUCUUUGCUGCACUACAGACUCAUUUUCUAAAAGCUUUGUUAAAACUUUUGUACACACCUUUUUGUUUACUGAUGAUGUGAUAAUGUCAUACAUACUUUAUUCUAGAACUUUUACAUAUUUAGAUAAAAAAUAGUCCCUCUUUUAUUGUCUGUGUAAUCGCACUGGAAAACAACUUGCAGCUAUCUUUUUGUUAUUCUUUGUAUGAACUAAGCUCUUUUGCCUUUGACAACUGACGGCUCAUUUGGUUUCCCUCUUUGUAACAGAGAAGCCAGUCUUUGAAGAAUCAGUCGGUUUGCAAAUACUUUGGUAUUGUCUGGUUUUCAUUGAUAAUGUGUAGUGAAGAACAAAUCAAUUAAGAUGUUGGCACAGAUGUAUGUCCCUCUAAGCGGCUAACUUUCACCAGUUCCGAGAAUCAAAGCUGUCUUCACAUUGUCAUGAAGAAUUUUAAAUAAUUAAUGUAAUCAUAAGGAAGGAAACUGGAUGUUUGUCCAAGAUGUAUGAAUCCGUCACUUGAUAUGUCAUCGAUAUCCUGAAUGUGACAAGAAAUAAUGAUGUAGUCUUUGAUGAGGAAAUGUGGAACGAAAAUCUGGGGCAUAGCAGAAUUAGAACUACUGGUCUGGCUGUCCACCAAAUGAGCCACAAGACCCAGUGGCUAACUAAAUCAUUUAUUCACAGACAUCAUGGAAAAUGAGUGAUACGUAACUAUCUAUUCACUGUCGUACAACCUACUCAACCAAGACUCCCAUAUAUCUUGAUCACACAGAGUUUGGGAGCAGCUUGUUAGUUAGUGGUGAAGCUGUUUGGGAUAACCUAGGGUUGGCAACUGGUGUGAGUCCUGCUUCAACGUCGGUUUUCAUUUCUGCUUCACUCACACAUCCAUCCAAAGCCAUCUUACGUAUUCUCACAAGAAUAAUAAGGAAGACUUGGUCAUCUUUACCAGCUAGAUAAAGGAAACCAGUAUUAUAGAAAUCCAAGUUUAGCUUUGUUUGCCAUGUCCUAUGUCUCUGAAAUUAAUAUUUUUGUUAGCAUAAAUAUCUGUGUCAGUGCACAUUAUCCUGCAAAUGUCUUGCAUAUAAGCCAGCUAAUCUUAUGUCGUUAAGCAAAGUCAAUUGAAAACAUUCUCCUGGGGAAAGGGUUAGUAGUAGUUAAAACAGAACAUGGAAUCAUUCUGUCAAAUCGUCGACUGUUCGUCUGAGCCACAUAAGGAGGUGUUGACCGGCGUACUGCAGGCGCCUGAGACAAAUGGCUAAAGACUUAAAAUUGUUGUCAAUGGCCCAAAUACAUUCACUCUAUGAACUUUCAGAUCAAUUAAAUUGUCAUUAUUCUCCAUACAAUUAAUCUGUCCCCCAUACAUUUGGAUUUUUUUCUCUACCUUCGUUUACUUGUGGACUGUAAAAUCUUCAACUACUGCUCUUUUUGUGCAUAGUCCUACUUUAAAAACUCAGUCUAUUUAAACA
This is a messenger RNA of Trichobilharzia szidati, 4799 nucleotides long. The record is from the annotation of a GenBank genome assembly. Lineage: Eukaryota; Metazoa; Platyhelminthes; Trematoda; Strigeidida; Schistosomatidae.